This is a messenger RNA of Penaeus indicus, 1574 nucleotides long. RefSeq names its product general transcription factor 3C polypeptide 6-like. NCBI's taxonomy places the organism in Eukaryota, Metazoa, Arthropoda, Malacostraca, Decapoda, Penaeidae. Gene Ontology annotation, cellular component: transcription factor TFIIIC complex. The record is from RefSeq and is a predicted model, not a curated record. Gene Ontology annotation, biological process: transcription by RNA polymerase III. The transcript is spliced from 2 exons. The coding region runs from base 640 to 1137 and encodes 165 amino acids.
UAAUCUUUGUCUUUCUUUAUCCAGGGACAUCAGUGUAUACAAUGUCAAGAGAAGAACUUGGGGAAGACCUGGAGACGAUAAAGCGCCAGCAAGCAGAAACGCGUCUCAGACUUAGCUUAGCAAAUAGACACAUAACUACAUUAUAUUCGCAGGUGCAAGAUUUGGAAGUACAAUUCAAAACUGCUAUUAAGCAUAAAAAACACUCUGCAAGGUAUAAUCUACGGCAGAAGCUAGCCGUGAUUAUGGGCCUGAAGAUUGUAUAUCUUAAUUAUUGUGCUGCCAAAUCACAGGAACUAGAAAGGAUUAACCAGACUCUUGACCGCUUCACUGGCCGUCAGGAGGAGGCUAUGGACACAGACACAAAUGAGGAACCUAGUCUUUCCAUGCUCGAGAUGUAAAGUGCUAACAACUUGAAGAUUUAUUUUAGUGUAUUCUCGUCUAUUUCUAAUGUUUUCAGAUGUGAUUAAGAGAAAGUGUUAUAUCAUUAUAUGAAUGAAUAUUUUGUUGUAAAGUCAGGGUUUCUUCACCAAGGAAUUACAUCUGUUUUGUUGUAGCAUAUUACAAUAUAUAUAUUUAUUUAUUCUUUGGUGCGUAUUCUUUUUUUUUUUCUUUUCUUAUGUAGAGAAAGAAGUUGCAAAAAUGGUUGAGUCAGAUAGUGAGUAUGAGGAAGAAGAGACUCUGGUCUUGGUAGAACUUCAUGGAGUCAUUGAUUCUGAGAUAUUUGCACAAGAUUCCUUUGACAAAUUCAAGAUUCUUGCAAUCGAGUCGGAAAGUCCCAUCCUGCAAGUUGAGAACUUUGUCUUCACUGGGGAGUACGACCACACAAUGGGAACAGCUGUCUUCUUUGAGGAAGAGGAAAAGAAAGUGAAAAAGUGUGAUCCAGUGUUCUGCAAGAAACCCACCCGAAUGCUCAAGUAUGUAUGCAAAACCAACAAGAAACUCAACAUGAAACGGGUCUUUGUCUCUGAAAAAUCAGAGGGGAAUGCGGUAAAGUUGAAAAUGGAGCGAACGGAGGAGGGAGAGAGUGAGGGAGCAAUGGAUUUCUCAGCAGAAGAGGCAUCGGGAGGGCUGGAGCCUGAGAACGGGCAGCUAGAUGGAGACAGCGAAUACUCAGGUGGACUUAUAUCAAAGGAAUAAUGGAUAUUCUCUAUUAACAUGUAUGUAUUUCAAACCUUGGUAAUGAAGGGAAAUAUUUUAAAGGAAUAUUUCUCUGUGCUUGUAAUUUGUUUCAUGUCAUAUACCAGAGUUUGAGAUGUGCUUUAUUUAUUGUAUCUUAUUUUUAGUUUUGAUUUAGUAACUAGUAAUAAUGUUUUAUUACUAAGAGAAAUGUACUCAUAAUGCAGAAAUUCCUAUUGUGUCUUUGCUCUAAUGUUGUUGACACAUAGAGUACACUCGGUUUACUUUAAAUACUCUUUACUUCCAUCAUGUUCAUCUUGUCUUUCUAUCAGUUUACUUUCACCCAGAAUUACAUAAUUUCCAAUGUAAGAUGUCAGGCUGAAUUAAUGACUAUUCAUUAAAUGUAGUUAUACAUUAUGUUGUCUGUAAGAUCUAAAGUCAUAAAAAUUAGCACUUAC